GCCACCGCCGGCCCGGCACGGAGAGGAACCGAAACCUUGGGGCCGAGCCGCUGGCCAAAAUGGGGUGCCGGAGGCGGCGAGGGGUGUGCCGGGCUGCGUGCCGGGGGCUUUAGCUCCCCCCUGGGCGCCUGCGCGGCCGCUCGCCCCGGCCAAGCAUGGCCCAGCAAGAGACCUACGGCAACUGGCUGGGCCCCCCGCCGCUCCCUGCCAAGCGGCUGGUGAGACAAGCAGGAAUUUACUCCGUUGCUGGGAAGAUGACACCCCCGGGUGACUUCAGGCCGGCAUCCCCAGACAGCUUUGCCGAUGAGGAUGACUACGAUGACGUGUCUGUGUCGGAGUCGGAGCGCAAGCCACCAGCAUCCGAUGAAGAUCUGCGGAGCCAGAGGAGCAAAGGAGGCACAGGGGUUUACAUCCUGGCGGGGAAACCGGCGUCUCCAAAUCCUUCCCGGACAGCCGACCCGGAGGCUGGCCGGGGCCCCAGGCAGACGUCGGUGGCCGUCCUCUACGUCUUGAUGGCUCUGAGCUUUGUCGCGUGGGCGCUGCUCCUCACGCUGGUCUUGGUGAAACAAGUGGAAAUCACGACGGAGUUGGAGCUCUUGAAGUCGAACCAGUCCGAGACCCAAGUUAACAUGCUGCAGGAGAUGUCGGAGGCACGGCAGGAGCAGAUGAGGGUGCGGAGCGGGAUGCGCAGGUACUACAAGGAGCUGCAGGACGUCGCAGCGUUGAUCUGCCAUAACCUCCCGAACAAACAGUGCUUGGCUGGCUGGAAGAUCUUCGAGGGGAGCUGCUACUACUUCUCGACGGAGGUGAUGAGCUGGUCGGCUGCGAAGGAGACCUGCAUCGACCAAGAUGCUCACCUGGUCAUUAUCGAAACGGAGCUGGAGCAGGAGUUCCUGAAGGACAACGUGAACAGCAGCAACGUCUACUGGAUGGGAGUGACGUAUAAACCGGAGGAAGGUGACUGGUUCUGGAUGAAUGGCAAACCUUUAAGUGUGAGCUACUGGGACACUUGGAGCCAGAACAGCAACAGGGACAAGGACAGCUGUGGCACCAUGCGGCCCAGCGGCAUCUGGUUCAACGAGCACUGCUCCCGCUCCAACCACUGGAUUUGUGAAAAGUCCUGGACAUGCUGACUUUAGCAUUUUUUUUUUCCCCUGUUUUCAGACAAUUUCCAAUAUGCAAGUAGAAAAACACAUUUUAAACUUCACUCUCAGGAGCUGGACAAAAUCCCAAAGCUCUGGGGGGACCAGGCUCACCCUGAUGGCUCCAGGCUCCUGUUCCUUGCCUGCACAAAUCCCUAAAUCCAGUGAAAUCUCUGCAACCAUGAGCCUUGCGAGUCUGACCCGCGAAAUACCAAAAAGAAAAGGGUGGGUUUGGUUAAAAAAAAGCCACUGUGGAAAGGUAAAAACCCACUCACCGGCACAAAACCAGUCCCGUUUCUCCACAUGGCUGAAUUUCUCCUUUUUCACCCUAGCUCCAGUACUGCAUCGUGGUUUCUGCUUAACUCUCAGAAAAGAAAAUUUCUGGAAAAAUCCUUCCACCCCCCCUCACUUUUAAAUCCUUUUUCCUGCAUUUAUCCUUCCCUUCCUGCAGCCCCCAGCCCCCACCUCUGCCCUGCUCUAGCCCCACAUCCAACCCUCUCCAACCCGAAUUCUUCUCAAAACCCUAAUUUCACUCACUUGCACAUUUCUGAAUUCAGCACAUUAUCACCCAAUAAAUAUAUAUAUAUUUUGUAAAGAAA
Anas platyrhynchos (mallard) is the source of this 1741-nucleotide messenger RNA. NCBI's taxonomy places the organism in Eukaryota, Metazoa, Chordata, Aves, Anseriformes, Anatidae. The record is from RefSeq and is a predicted model, not a curated record.